Messenger RNA from Acanthaster planci (crown-of-thorns starfish), 2982 nucleotides. RefSeq names its product BOP1 ribosomal biogenesis factor (gene bop1). NCBI's taxonomy places the organism in Eukaryota, Metazoa, Echinodermata, Asteroidea, Valvatida, Acanthasteridae. Gene Ontology annotation, cellular component: preribosome, large subunit precursor; PeBoW complex. The record is from RefSeq and is a predicted model, not a curated record. Gene Ontology annotation, molecular function: ribonucleoprotein complex binding; protein binding. Gene Ontology annotation, biological process: ribosome biogenesis; maturation of LSU-rRNA from tricistronic rRNA transcript (SSU-rRNA, 5.8S rRNA, LSU-rRNA).
CAAUAGGGCCGAGAGGGUAACUUACUCUUGGAAAAACGUGUUUCAUUUUCGUGUGUGCUUUUUCUUAAUGUGGGAACAAGAGCGUGAUAAGCAUGUCGACAAUUCUGAAGAGAAAACGCAGCGACUUCGCGAAAGAAAUAGAAAGCACUGGAAAGGAAGAGGAAGACUUGUUUGUCGAUGUACCCAUGGAUGAAGACGAUGACGACAGCGACGGCGAUGACAGUGACUUGGAAGAUGACAGCGAUGACGAGCAGUUGGAGGAAGAGAUGACGGACAGCGAGGAGGGUGCCGUCUCUAGUGGUGAGAGUCAGGAUUCGGAGGAGAAUGGUGACAGUGCAGGUGAUGGAGGUGACGAUGUCGGAGAGGAGGAUCGCUCAGACGGGGAUGAUGAGGACGAUGUGGCGGAGCAAGAGACCUCCAAACCCAAGAGCAGAGGGAAGCUUGCCAGACUGACCUGGCAACUCCGACCGCGAAGGUCCCACCUCCAGUCCUCAGUCAAGCUGGACAACGAAACAGCGCCCUCACAGUUGACCCCAGCAGACGACAACUCGGGAGAGUCAGGUGCUGGGACUUCCACAGGCAAAGAGGUCGACGAGUACGAAUUUGACUCUUCAGAUGAAGAGGACAUCAGAAAUACGGUUGGCAACAUACCCAUGGAGUGGUAUGACGAUUACCCCCACAUCGGCUACGAUGUCAGGGGACAGAUGAUCCUACGACCUCCAAAGAGAGACGAACUGGAGGAAUUCCUGGAGAAAAUGGACAAUCCUGACUAUUGGCGCACAGUGCACGACAAGAUGACCGGCCGUGAUAUUGUUUUGCCGGACGAAGACGUGGCAUUCAUACAGCGCAUCCAGGACGGCCGCUAUCCCGAAACAACCUUUGACCCCUACGAGCCCUGGAUCGAUUUCUUCACCCAGGAGAAGAUGAUUCACCCAGUGACGCGGCGGCCAGAGCACAAGCGCAGUUUCAUUCCCUCACUGCUGGAGAAAGAAAAGGUCAGCAAAAUGUUGCAUUCCAUUCGGAUGGGAUGGAUGAAGCCCCGCCAGGAGAAAAAGAAAGACGAAGACGACCGGCCAAAGUUCUACGACAUCUGGAGCAACGAGUCCCAGGUCGAGCUGACCAGGCGCCACCACGCGCACAUCGCCGCGCCCAAGGAGAGGCUGCCCGGUCACGAGGAGUCGUACCGCCCUCCGCCGGAGUACCUGCCCACAGAGGAGGAGAUCAAGGAGUGGAAAGAGGCCCACCCCGAGGAUCGGAAGAUGGACUUCCUACCUCAAACCUUUGACUGCUUCCGGAAGGUACCGGCCUACCGGGAUUACGUACGGGAGAGAUUUGAGCGAUGCUUGGAUCUGUACCUGUGCCCACGGCAACGGAAGAUGAGGGUUCAAGUGCAACCAGAGGACCUCCUGCCCAAGUUACCCAAGCCCAAAGACCUCCAACCGUUUCCAACCACCCAGGCCGUGGUCUACCUGGGCCAUCGGAGCUACGUGCGGACAAUCAGUGUCGACCCCACGGGCCAGUGGCUAGUGUCAGGAUCCGACGAUGAGACGGUUCGUUUCUGGGAGGUGUCGUCGGGCCGCUGCAUGAAGAAACUGGACAUGGAGGGGACUGUUAGGUGCGUGGCCUGGUGCCCCAACCCGGCCGUGUGCCUGGUGGCCGUCUCCGUGGAGCAGAGAGUCCACCUGGUCAACCCCGGGCUCGGGGACAAGCUGGUCGUGUCGGACACGGAUCGGCUGCUGGAGGCCUACGAAGAACCGGAAGAAGCGAAGACGUCGCCGCUGGUGGAAUGGUCGGAGGCUCCCGAAGAGGCCAAAGAGAAGGGUUUCCGACUGUGCCUCAAGCAUUUCAAACCGACAAAGCAGAUUGCCUGGCACGGCAAGGGGGAUUACUUCGGCACGGUGGUCCCCGACGGCGGCCACUCCUCGGUCCUGAUCCAUCAACUCUCCAAGAGACGAUCGCAGACGCCCUUCAAGAAGAGCAAGGGCCUGGUCCAGACCAUCUCCUUCCAUCCGUCCAGACCCUACUUCUUUGUCGCGACUCAGCGCUUUGUGCGCGUUUACAAUCUCCUCAAGCAAGAGCUCACCAAGAAGUUGCUGACGACUGCCAAGUGGAUCUCCAGCAUCGCCAUCCACCCUGGAGGGGACAAUGUAUUGGUGGGCAGCUACGACUGCCGGCUGAGCUGGUUUGACAUGGACCUGUCCGUCAAGCCCUACAAGACGCUGCGUCACCACCGGCAGGCCAUACGGCACGUGUGCUACCACAGACGCUACCCGCUCUUUGCCUCGUCUGGGGAUGACGGGCUGGUCAUCGUUUGUCACGGUCAGGUGUACAAUGACCUUCUCCAGAAUGCCCAGAUCGUCCCCGUCAAGAUACUUCGAGGCCACGAGGUCACCAACAGUCUUGGCGUGCUGGCAUGCGAGUUCCACCCCUCGCAACCGUGGCUGUUCUCCAGCGGUGCCGACGGCACAGUGCGACUGUUCACAUGAGGCUUUAGAAGACGAACCACGGUCUUCGACUGGCACCGUGGAUGUGAACAAAAGAGGGCGCUGUUUUGCAUAGUUGUGCACAGUUUUUUUUUGCUGGCUGUAACACUGAUCAUCAAUAUUCAUUGUUGGACUCUUUAUUUGGGGAACAUUGAAAUUACUGCUUAUUUUUUUCCAAAGAGAACCAUCUUUCUCACAUUUUGAAACCUUUUUGGAAAAAUUAUGUUGAAUUGAAUAAUAUCUUUGUUAACUCACGGUGCCACGGUGCAGGCAGACUAGACCUUAAAGACGGUAUGUCAUCACGGUCACGUGAGCAGGUCGUAGCCAAUGAGAAUGUCUGUGUGGCAAAUGAUCGGGAACAUUUUCAACUUUUAUCUCAUCAUUCAUAUUGAUCGUGGCCCUGUUGAGUGGGAUUUUGACUGAUUCACUCAUUUUUUUAAUUUGUAAUAAAAAUCCACAUGUAAGGGUAUGUGGGGGAAAUUAGGGAGGGGCGGGGACG